Molecule: messenger RNA, 2720 nt
Organism: Pecten maximus
Lineage: Eukaryota; Metazoa; Mollusca; Bivalvia; Pectinida; Pectinidae
Product: E3 ubiquitin-protein ligase synoviolin B-like
Exons: 13
Coding region: 51-1904 (617 amino acids)
Cellular component (GO): cytoplasm
Source: RefSeq, a predicted model, not a curated record
GUACCGCCAUCUUGGAAUCAAGACUUGGAAGUCGUAACCAAAAUCACAAGAUGAAGGCCGUGUUGUUAACGGGGGUUAGCUUUAUCCUGACAUCAAUUGUCGUAGGAAAUGCAUAUUAUCAAAAGAAGCAGUUUUAUCCGUCGGUUGUGUAUAUAACGAAGUCUAACCCGAGUAUGGCCAUGCUGUAUAUACAAGCUUUUGUUGGAGUCAUUUUAAUGGGAAAAUUAAUGAGGAAAAUUUUCUUCGGGCAACUGCGUGCUGCAGAAUUGGAGCAUUUGAUCGAAAGAUCUUGGUAUGCAGUGACAGAGACCUGCCUGGCCUUCACAGUGUUUCGAGAUGAUUUCAGUCCAAGAUUUGUAGCUUUGUUUACCCUUUUGUUAUUCUUGAAAUGCUUCCACUGGCUGGCAGAGGACAGGGUGGACUAUAUGGAGCGGAGUCCAGUGAUUUCUGUGAAAUUUCAUGCUCGAGUUUCAUCUCUGCUUGCCCUGUUGGCAAUGUUGGACCUGUAUUUCAUCAAUGAUGCCUACUACAGCACUCUCACUAAGGGAGCCUCAGUACAGCUAGUAUUUGGGUUUGAGUAUGCAGUCUUGUUGACAGUGGUGUGGAUGACCUUGAUGAAAUACCUACUUCACUCCAUUGACCUUCAGAAUGAGAACCCUUGGGAAAACAAAGCUGUAUACCUUUUAUACACAGAACUUAUUAUAGGUUUUAUAAAGGUUGUGUUGUACAUAGUGUUUAUGGCCAUUAUGAUAAAGGUUCACACAUUCCCGUUGUUUGCCAUCCGUCCUAUGUAUUUGUCUUUGAGAGGCUUUAAGAAGGCACUUCAUGAUGUGAUCAUGUCCCGACGUGCUAUACAGAACAUGAACACAUUGUACCCAGAUGCUACCGCAGAGGAGCUCCAGGCUGGGGACAAUGUUUGUAUCAUUUGUCGUGAGGAUAUGCUGGCCACUUGUAAGAAACUUCCCUGUAACCACAUCUUCCAUACAAGUUGUCUGCGUUCCUGGUUCCAGCGCCAACAGACCUGUCCUACAUGCAGAAUGGAUGUAUUAAGGAUGAACCGCCCAGAGCUGGCCACACCCCAGCAACAGCCUCAACAGCCACAACAACAGCCACAACAGCCACAAGUACCACAGAUGCCACAAAUGCCACAAAACUUAUUCCAGGGAUUUCCUGGUAUGCCGCCAAUGUGGCCAAACAUGCCACAACAGCCACAAGCAGCCCCAAGUACCACAGGUGCUAGUUCUACAACAACAACCCCAGCAGCCACGCCCACGACUUCUGCAGGCACACACACAGUGGGCUCAACCUCCACACAACCAACACCCACCACCACUCCUACCUCUGCGGUUCCUCCAAUAGUGCCACCCAUGCUGCCAUUUAUGAUGCCGUAUGGUAACUAUGCCAUGCCGAGGCCCCCUAGAAACCUGACAGGUCUGUCUGUGGAGGAACUGAAGGCGAUGGAGGGACAACAACGGGAGAAUGUAGAAGCCAGACUUCAAUGGUUACAAGACAUACAGGCCCUGCUGGACGGGGCUAUGGUGCUCAUACAACAGUACAAUGCUGUAGCCACACAGACAGGGAUAGCAGAAAUCAGUACAGCAAGUUUUCCGUUAUCACAAAACAAAUCUGAUAUAAAGAAAGAAAAGGAAGCUGAUACUGAGAAAAAAGGGUUAGACCCCCAUUCCACAGAUAAAACCAAUACAGAGGAUCAAAAAUUAGAUUUUACAGGUCUGGAAGGAGCAACAGGUUUCUCGCCAGCAAAAGAGGAAACGAUUCCAUCAUGGGAAGACCCUCACGAAGAGGAACACAAUGAUGAGAUGCACGAAGUACGGAAACGCAGGCUUCAAAAGUUUACUCAAGAAAAUCCUUCUAGUGUGAAAAUGGAACACAAAUCACAGGACUGAGCAAGCUGCUUAUCACAGACUUUCAGCAACAGUGUGUUUUUGGCUCCUAGUCAACAGAGUGCCGCAUUCCUUGGAACAGAUGUUGUAUGUGUGUGUUCGGUAUCUAAGGUAUCUGAAAGUGUUAGAUACCUGAGGUAUCAUAAAGAGUGAUAGUUAUAUAUACACCUGUAUCCGGAGUGUUAAUGUGGUUUAUCAGAGAAUUUUAGUUAUACACGUAUCUGAAAGAGUGCCUGCUACUCGGGAGAAUGAUGCCUGCUAGGUACUGGACCUCAGAGCGUGUGCAAUAAACAGAAUGAUUUACAGUACCUCUUGGGGACAUAAAAUGGUGAUAAUGGAAUCACAACGAUGAUGCCAAAUGACAAUUUUCGAAAAGAAUAAUCAUGUGGGUCACAAAUUGAGGUUGUAGCCCACAUGUUUACCUAGUAGGUAAUUUGAAUUGCUUGAACUGACUUACCCAUCCCAUAAAUGCUAUUCCGUGGGAUUGUUACACAUACAGCAUUUUACCAUUGUUAUGCAUUUUUUCUCAUUAUUCAAUAUUUGGAUGCAUAUAAUAUUAAAGUGGAAUGUUAAUACAAUCAUUUUAAUUGGGCUUCACAUUUUUAAUAAAAAGAAAGGUGGUAGGGUAUUUUAAAUUCAGAUUAGAUAGGUUUGUUGUUUUCUGAUAUUAAGUUACAUGCUAGUGUUAAUUUUGAUUAAUUACUAGUUGGUUUUCCAACUCGUUGCAUUGCUUAAUAAAUCACAUAUGUGUGGUUGUUUAGACGGCUUUGAUUAAUCAUCAUGUAACGGUUUUAAGAAAGCUACACAAAUUUACCCCCA